Molecule: messenger RNA, 1960 nt
Organism: Blastomyces gilchristii SLH14081
Lineage: Eukaryota; Fungi; Ascomycota; Eurotiomycetes; Onygenales; Ajellomycetaceae
Exons: 3
Coding region: 773-1666 (297 amino acids)
Source: RefSeq, a predicted model, not a curated record
CAGAGCCGAAUUUCGGCCAGUCUCCGCCUCGGCAUAUGCUCGGCAACCCGAGAAAGACCUCCUCUCAAAUUCAGGGUCACGUGACUUCCUCCUUUUGCAUCUCUCUCCGUGUUCAUGCUGCUGCUGGGUUUAAUUAUUGCCAUAUAAGGUUAUUUUUCCAGCUUGUUCUUAUCUGGUUUUUAUUACCUCCCUGCCGUUCGCCCAAUUUGAUACAUUGCGCUGCUUUAAUCAUUAUUAUUAGUUAUAUAAGAUACACGUGCGGCAUUUUGCGUUCUACGGCAGUUGACAACACGCGCGUCUGGCGCGUAAUUGAGAUAGGGUGAGAUAAGAGAGACCUCACAGGGUAGCCUUGGUUUGUUUUUGAAAAAGGGCUCAACUAGCCAAAGCUCGCUUUUUUUCUGGAUUGCUGGAGCCAGGAGCGCAGCGGAGGAGAGCAGAGCGGAGUGGGGAAGAACUACUUAGUACUUUACAAGUACUUCUUACAAACUAUCGAACGGGAGAAAGCCAUCCCCCAUCUUCUCUUCUCCAUCUCUUUCCAACCAACUUCAAGAAUACUCCCUCCUGUAUUUUAGCACAGCACGGCGGGCAGAGAGCAGGACGGAAAGCUCUGGUAUCAUUGAGCGGAAGGUUACUUUAUACCAUACCGAACCAAGCUAUCCAGGCUUGCUUGCUAGUUCUAUUCAGUCUAGAGCUGCUUUUUUGUUUUCGUUUCUUGCGAUUCGGUUGAUAUAUACAUAUAUACGGAUAUAUAUCUAUAUACCGAACAGAAACAAUGGCAUCUAACGGCCCGCCUACCUUCUCCGAGCGCGUGGAGAGCAUAGUUGAACCAGGCAAGUUGCUUGUGGGAUCUGCGUAUCAAUUUACAGUUGUCUUGCUAGAGACAGUCUUCAGAAGGGGGGAGGUUUUAGCUCCGAUAUUUCGCCUGCAGCAGGUGCGCGAUGAGGCGUUUUCGAGGUUUUGGAUUAAUAUUUCAGGCGCCCGCGACCCCGUCGAAGCCCCCCGCGUCGGCUCAUCAGCCCUGAUUCCGCCCCUCCUCGCCACAGCCGACGGCAUCGUCCUCGACAUCGGUCCAGGAACCGGCACGCAAACGCCCCUCUUCACCAACUCAAACCUAAUCCGCAUGUACGGCGCCGAGCCCUGCCAGGGCCUGCACAAGGAUCUCAUGGCGAAGAUCGAGGCGUGCGGGCUCGACGGGAAAUAUCAAAUCCUGCCGUGUUCGGCGGAGCGGAAGGAGCUGUACCCUGCGCUGGGGAGGGAGGGGUUGUUGGCGGAUACGGAGGCGUGGGUUAUGGGAGGGGAGGAGGUGGGGGGGUUAGUGCAACGGGGCCAGGGGGUGUUUGAUACGAUUGUCUGUGUGAGAGUUUUGUGCUCUGUGCCUGACCAGCGGGGCACGGUGAGGGGGUUGUAUGAUUUGUUGAAACCUGGGGGGAAAUUGGUUGUUUGUGAGCAUGUGCGGAAUGGAUGGUCUAUUUGCUGUGGGCGGAUGAGGGGGCGGGAAGGGGCGAGUAUUGUGGCGAGAUUCAUGCAGGUUGUUUAUACGUUGCUGCGGUACGAUUUUUUUACCUCCCCCUUACGCCGCAUCCCAAAUAGCAAGGGAAUCGGGGAAGGUUGCGGAGGCGGCAAAGAAGGGGGGGUAAGAAAAGGUGGAUGUUCAGAGGUGGUUUGAAUGGUCGGUUCUGCCGUAUGUGGCGGGGACGUUGGUGAAGAGGAGGGAUGGAUGAAGGGGUGGGAUAUAAAGGGUUUUGCGCGUUCUAUUUAUGGUUUUGUAUAAAGUGUCGUAUAGAUAAUUGUUGUACAUAGGCACUUCGAUAGAGGUGUACAUACCUUAGGGCGUGGGAUUCGCUUGCCAUGAUUCCGGACAUAGACGAUGAGAGGACCGCGUCCAUACGAUUUAAUCAGAUCACUCGACUAGCCAUAGCUAUGUAUGUAAAUUUCCAUUGACUCAAGUUUAAUCCCGUAC